AUUGGGAGGAGCUGCCAGUCGUGUGUUGAUGUGGUUCAAUGUAGCCAUUUGCAAGCAAGGCGAUCUACUUACCUAGUCCAGUUAUCUGGUUGCAAAAGGCUGCAAAAGGCAACCAGUUUUUCAUACAGAAGCUCCCCAUCAACGGGGCACCGACACCACAGCCAAAGGGUCACGUUUACGCUGAAGAAUUCCCUCCAUUUAUCCAAGAAGUCAGCUGCGAACGAUAGCCCGCACCGACGAACCUCUAUCUUCCACCCGGUUCACCACAUACGGCGGUUGCAGCCGUCUAAUAAAAAAACAUCAAAACAAAAUGAGGCCAUUCCUGCCAUUGCUCACUCUGAGCACCGUCGCGCAAGCUCUGUACUUUUACAUUGACGGCCAUGCUCCCAAGUGUUUCUACGAGGAGCUCCCCAAGGACACAUUGGUGGUGGGCCACUACAGCGCCGAGGAGUACGACGACCACCGGAAGGCAUGGUGGAAGCACGACGGAAUUAGCAUUUACAUCUCGGUAGACGAAACCUUCGACAACGACCACCGCGUCGUCUCGCAAAAGGGCAGCAGCAGCGGUCGUUUCACUUUUACCGCCGCCGAGUCGGGAGAGCACAAGCUCUGCUUUACGCCCUCGUCCAACAGCGGCAACACAGGCUGGCUGUCCACCGGCAACCAGAACGGCGGCAUCCGCCUGACGCUCGACCUGGCCAUCGGAGAGACCUCGGCCCUCGAGAGCAGCGACAAGGACAAGCUCGAGGACAUUGCUACCCGCGUCAAGGAUCUCAACAUGCGUCUGCAGGACAUCCGCAGAGAGCAGGUCUUCCAGAGAGAACGUGAGGCAGAGUUCCGUGAUCAGUCAGAGUCCACGAAUGCUCGCGUCGUGCGGUGGAUGCUCAUCCAGCUUACUGUGCUCGGAAUUACUUGCGCAUGGCAGCUGUCACAUCUGCGAUCCUUCUUCAUCAAGCAAAAGCUCACAUAGAAGUUGUAUGCUACAUGGUGGGUGGGUGUUGAAGAUAUUAAAAGGGUAUUACGUGGGACUCUGGUGGCGACUUGCUUUUCUGUGCCGGUGUAUUUAUCACAAAAAAUGCAAGAUUUCUAUCUCCGUAGAUGUAAAUUGUUACGAAGAUUUAUACGCAGAAGCAUAAACGCGAUAUUUGUGCACAAAUGUGCCAUGAUCAUUGCGCUAAGCAGGGUGAAGACUACCAAGGG
Messenger RNA from Pyricularia oryzae 70-15, 1200 nucleotides. Its product is annotated as transmembrane emp24 domain-containing protein 9. Gene Ontology annotation, biological process: Golgi organization; endoplasmic reticulum to Golgi vesicle-mediated transport; intracellular protein transport. The coding region runs from base 311 to 970 and encodes 219 amino acids. The transcript has 3 exons. The record is from RefSeq and is a predicted model, not a curated record. NCBI's taxonomy places the organism in Eukaryota, Fungi, Ascomycota, Sordariomycetes, Magnaporthales, Pyriculariaceae. Gene Ontology annotation, cellular component: COPII-coated ER to Golgi transport vesicle; endoplasmic reticulum; Golgi apparatus.